AUGAUUUUCUUCAAAGAAGCGCGCAAACACCUCUCGAUGGACGUGUUAGAGAAAGGAUCUCUGAGCUAUGUUCAGGCAAUUGUCCUGAUGGCCAAUUACUUGCAGAAGCGAAAUAAACCCAAUGCUGCUUUUAUCCUGGUUGGUAUUGGCUUCAGUAUGGCUCUCGCGAUUGGCUUGCAUCGAGAGUUUGGCAUGCCGAGUACCUCGCCGUUCACCAUGGAGGUUCGCCGGCGGGUGUGGUGGACGCUAUUCAUCUUCGUUUCAGGCGUACAACUGAUCCUAGGGCGGCCAGCAGUCUCGCUAGUUGGAGUCAAUGUUCGACUUCCAGCUAAUGUAGAUGACCACGACCUCGCCGUGGACAUGGAAGAGCUCCCUGAGAGCCAGAUUGGCCCAACUAUUACAUCCUGUCUCAUCGCGCAGGUCAAACUAGCCAAGAUCGCAAACGCAAUCCAGGUUGAACUUCUCACCCAUCACCUCCCUACCUCAGACAAAGCACACGACCUCGAGCAGCGUAUCUCCUCCUGGACAAACGAUCUUCCAGCACACUUCAACACUGACAUCUACCUCGAGCCACGAUUCGAUAUCCCGAGACGCGUCGUCCUUUGGAGAUCCUACCACCUCCGCAUAGUCAUUAAUCGCCCCUUCCUCUUUCAGAACAUUACAUCCAAGUCCGAGCUCGAUACCUCUGCUGGGCCUGUUGCCUCAUGCCUUGAAGCAGCAGACACAUGCGUGACGUCGAUUUGCGGGUUCCUCGAGUCGACGGAUAACAGGCAACGGGGUCUUACCUGGUACGCAACCUGCUGGCUCCUAACGGCGAGUUUCGUCCAGGCAACAUGCUACGUCUACGAGCCCGCGCACGCGCUAGCCGAGACUUGGAGGUGCCAUAUCCAACGCGCGGUCGACUGUUUAGGGAGCCUGGGGUCAUCACACGAUAUGGCCUUGCGCGCGAGAGCUGUCCUACAGAAGAUCCUCGAACACGGCCACGAACGAAGCUCUCCAGGCAGUUUCAACCUCGACCCCUUCUCGCUAACCCAGAUGGCCCCAGGGCCACUACGCACACCAUGGACUCCUUCCGGCUGGGGCUCGAACCAAGCCAUGUACAACCCAUUUUCGCAGAGUUUUGGUGGCGGCUUUCGGUACACGCAGGGGUCAUUGGGCGCGGAGUUUCUCGAUGCGGCGGGUGGUUUGAUGAUUCAGAACUUGUUCAGCGGUUCUGGAGAGGAGGGGUUGGGGUUGGGGCAUGGGAACUCUUGGACGCCUGGUUAG
This is a messenger RNA of Aspergillus calidoustus, 1266 nucleotides long. The record is from the annotation of a GenBank genome assembly. NCBI's taxonomy places the organism in Eukaryota, Fungi, Ascomycota, Eurotiomycetes, Eurotiales, Aspergillaceae.